AUGCCCGUCGCUAUUGUCACCGGCGCUUCAAGAGGGAUUGGGAGGGCCAUCGCUCUCCGACUUGCCGAGGAUGGCAUGGACGUUGCGAUCAAUGACCUCGAAAAGCAAGCUCCGCUUCUCGAAAAGGUCCGGGAAGAGAUCGAGCAGAAAGGGCGAAAAUGUCUCUGCUUCGUCACCGAUAUCACCAAUGAAAGUCAAGUCCGACAGAUGGUGAAAGAGACGGUCGACUCUCUGGGCCCCCUUACGACCAUGGUUGCCAACGCCGGGAUCAUCAUCCCCAAGUCAAUGAUGGACACUAACUUGGACGACUUCAGUCUCAUUCUCAACCCAGCCCGACAAAUGAUUGCACAAGGCACAGGGGGCCGGAUUAUCGGCGCCGCCUCCCUAGCGGCCCAUCGCCCGGUGAGUAAAAGAACUACAAAGCAAUACGGCAAUUCCGGCUCUCGUGACAGUGUCUCUGAUAUACUCAACCGUCUCUCUCAACAGUCACACGGUUCAACCCCGUAUGCAGCCAGUAAAUGGGCCGUGCGUGGAUUGACUCAGAGUAUGGCCUACGACCUGGCGGAAUAUGAUAUCAAUGUCAAUGCCUAUUGUCCCGGCCCAGUGGACACCCCAAUGUGGGAGCAGAUUGAUGAAGUCAUGGGCAAAGAACAGGGACUCGCCAAGGGUGAAGCGUUUGCGAGAUCAGUCGAAGCUCGAUGCGCGCUGAAGAGACCCUCGGUCCCUGACGACAUCGCCGCCUUGGUGAGCUUCCUGGCCGGACCGGGUUCGCGCAACAUCACCGGCCAAGCCCUGAUUGUCGAUGGAGGUAAGCAGUGA
Molecule: messenger RNA, 819 nt
Organism: Fonsecaea pedrosoi CBS 271.37
Lineage: Eukaryota; Fungi; Ascomycota; Eurotiomycetes; Chaetothyriales; Herpotrichiellaceae
Exons: 9
Coding region: 1-819 (272 amino acids)
Molecular function (GO): oxidoreductase activity, acting on the CH-OH group of donors, NAD or NADP as acceptor
Source: RefSeq, a predicted model, not a curated record